AUGGCACCAGGUGGGAGAGCACGUCGUUCGUGCACUGGAUCUACCCCUUCUACCCGUGAUGUGACGAAGAUAUCAUUGCCGUCACAUGUUGCAUCGCAGGCGUCUGAUCCCUCAGUGCCUUUGGUGAACUGUUUCUUCAUCUGGCGAUUUGUGCUUUUGGUGGGCACUGUUGUUAUUGGUGCUUUAAUCCGUCAGAGGCAGUGGCAGAGGAUCUGUAGGGAUACAGUCGACUAUGGGGGUUUAAAUAUGAUUGAGAGAAUUGAAAAGCUGGAAGAGGAUCUUCGGAGCUCGGCAACAAUUGUAAGAGUGCUAUCAAGGCAGCUUGAGAAUCUGAGGAUUAGGUUUAGAGUUACAAGGAAGUCUUUGAAAGAUCCCAUCACUGAGGCUGCAGCUUUGGCUCAGAAAAAUUCUGAGGCCACUCGGGCACUUGCAAUGCAAGAAGAAAUACUCGAAAGGGAACUUGGUGAAAUUCAGAAGGUCUUGUUGGCAAUGCAGGAGCAGCAGCAGAAGCAACUUGAGCUUAUUCUUGCAAUUGGGAAAUCCGGGAAGCUAAGAGAAAGCAGGUUGGACUCUGCUGCAGAAGAUCAGAGAAUUGAAACAGGGCAUUCAGUUCCUGGGAAGGAACAAAUGAAACAAAUGGAAACCCAAAAAGGGGGGCAUAGGAGAAGCAACAACGACAAAAUCUAGAUUCCAAGUAGAUGGUUUUAUUCAUUCUGCCAUGCAUUGAUAAAAAUGCCUCAUGCAUUCAAUGGGAGGAAGCAUGUUGAUCAGAAGGAUAAGAUCAUUUGACCAUUGGAAUUUUGUGCCAUGACCCAUGAUGGGGCCUGCCAGAUGAAUGGUCCGGAUCUAGUAUGCAUGUACGAAGGCAAUUUGCUGAUUUAACAAAAGGUUCGUUUAUGUUGGAUCCUUUCCAUUUAAACAAUGCACUAAUCAUAUGCUCAUUUAUGCCA
Magnolia sinica is the source of this 950-nucleotide messenger RNA. RefSeq lists its product as uncharacterized. The record is from RefSeq and is a predicted model, not a curated record. Gene Ontology annotation, cellular component: chloroplast envelope. The transcript is spliced from 4 exons. NCBI's taxonomy places the organism in Eukaryota, Viridiplantae, Streptophyta, Magnoliopsida, Magnoliales, Magnoliaceae. Bases 1 to 687 code for a protein of 228 amino acids.